Osmerus eperlanus (European smelt) is the source of this 4215-nucleotide messenger RNA. Its product is annotated as syntaxin-binding protein 4. Lineage: Eukaryota; Metazoa; Chordata; Actinopteri; Osmeriformes; Osmeridae. The record is from RefSeq and is a predicted model, not a curated record. Gene Ontology annotation, molecular function: protein binding. The coding region runs from base 466 to 2691 and encodes 741 amino acids. The transcript has 22 exons.
GCACCUCGGGCAGUCUGAGAGUCGGAACAACUUCUCACAGCUCUUCUCUCCUCUUCUCCCUCUCUCCCCUACUCUGUCAUCUGCGUUGGGAGCCAACGCACACACAGAAGGCGGCUGUAACAAGACAGAAGUCCAAACCUUGAGCUUCAGAUAAGAAACACAUCUAGAUUUUAUUUAACAUUUGGAUUGUGUCAGCAUAAAACCCACGUGUCCACCAGAUUAGAAACGCGCCGGUUGAGCUUCCCGCUCUCUGCUAUACUGUUGCAAGAUCGGUCUCAUUGAUUUGAUGUGGAAUGAGUGCUGACACAUCUACAUACUCAGCGAAGGGACGCGGUGUGCAGCGCGUCAACUAAAUUGACAUGAAGGCAGAGUGAUGCGUUUUUUGAGAUCAUCGUGGUUGUUUUGAAACUCUGAAACCGAAGCACAGGAGCUGACGAUUUCGACCCUAUCAGUCCUUUGGAUGCUAUGUCAUUUCUGAAAGAGCGUGGAAGAGAGCUUGAGCGUUUUGAUGGACUCUCGCUCAUCUACUGGACACUAAUGGGUCCAUAUGGAGUAGAUCGCGCUGUGCAUUCCAUUGAAUUUAAGGAUUGUGAGAAUGGUCUGGGAAUCAAAGUCAUCGGGGGAGUGAAGGAGCAGACAGGAGAAGAGUUUGGCGUCUAUGUCAAAAGGAUAUUACCUGGUGGCCUUGCUUCGCUUGAUGGGAACCUCCAACCGGGGGAUCAGAUCUUGGAGGUGAACGGAGAUAGUCUGAUACAAGUCACAAGUGAAAGUGCUGUGGAUAUCCUGAGGUCAGCGUCCUCUUCCAAUCGCAUGCGCCUUCUGAUCGCUAGAGAUGAAGAAGCAAAGAGAGAAUUUGCAGAGCUGCUGGAGAAGUAUGGAUCCAAUAGCAGCACAGGGUCAACACGCAACUCUCCUAUUCAGCAGGGUAUAACACACACUCCUACCCCUUCCUCCUCCCCCAAGUCCAGAUGGUACGAUCCAUCUCUUCCAGAAGUACAACGUGCUGGCAGAUACCUGGACAGCACAUCGUCUGGGUCCUCGUCCCGUUCCCAGAGUCCCCUGCCGCUCAGUCCUGCAGGGUCCCAGAGCAUGUACAACAACACCGGCCCUCUAAUGCGUUCUCUCAGUCACCCGGGUGAGGGGGUCAUCCAGUUGAUCUCAGUGUCUCGCUCCAGCAGCCUGGGCAUCGCCAUCGGAGGAGGCUCCAACAGACCCGACGGCCCCGCUGUCUUCAUCCAGGAGGUCCUGUCAGGAGGGGACUGUCACAAGGAUGGCCGUCUGAGACCUGGAGAUCAGCUGAUUGCCAUCAACAAGGAAUCUUUGAUAGGUGUGACCCACGAGGAGGCCAAGACAUUGCUCAACAAGGUCAAGUUCAGUCAGGAGGCUGUGGUGGAGAUAGCCUUCAUCCCAGGUAAAGGCCCGCUACCCAGCAGCACAUCUCUACACAACGGAGUCCAGAGAGGCGUGGGCAAUGGCUUCAGCUCUGGACGCUUAAAAGUCCACGUCAGGUCACCAGAGAUCCGGACAGAGGAGACUGCCCCAGUGCCUUCACCCUCCCCUGACAUCUGCCCUCCAGACAUCCACAUUUCAGGCUCAGCCCCCACCCUGAGAGCAGCAUCAGGAACCAAACCCAAGAUCACCCUUGACCCCCAUAUACGGCUCAGAUCGGAAAAACUUGAUCUGGCACUGUCCUACCUGGGCCUGGACAUCACAGAUGAGACGAAGAGGAGACUGAGGCAGAGUCUGACCACAGACCCCCAGGGCACCGUGUCCUACGGAGAUUUUGUAGAAGCCACUCGGAACAUCUACCAGGAGAAGCUUGAGGAGGUGGGGCUAGCGCAGGGCCCCUUCAUGUUCUCCUAUCAUGAAGCGGCCAGCUUGAUGGACACCUCCGCCUUCCACUCUCCUACGUACGAGUCGGAGUGCAGCUACAGCAGCGAGGAGCUGGAGCAGUUCCAGACCGAGGUCAAGCACCUGCAGAUCCAGAUGAAGCAGCUGAAGCAUUCUCAUGUCCACACGCCACAGGUCCUGCUGAAGGACACGGAGCACAGCAAGAAAAGCCUGGAGGACGAGCUCCAGAAGACCUCAGAGAUAGCGUCGGCGACGGUGGAGGAGAACAGCCGCCUGAAGGGCCGCCUGCAGGUGGCCGAGGCGGCGCGGCAACAGACCAACAGCGCCGAGCAGGACUACGAGGAGGUGAUCCAGCUGCUGGAGGCUGAGAUCCGAGACCUGAAGAGCCAGCUGCCUGGAAAGAAGCCCCGCAGCCUGGAGGCCACCAAGGAGGACGUGAUGGAGCUGACCAGGAGGAUGACGGCCGUCGACUGUCAGCUGAGGAAGUCGGAGCUGAGCAGGAAACACCUGGAGAUCUCCAACAAGAAGCUGCUGGGGUUUGCACAGAAUGUUCACAAAGUGCUCACCACGCCCCGCUUGUUUGGGACUGAUAAUGGGAGUAACAGGACUUCUCCAGCCACUGACAGUCCUGACACUCCGUCGCCCAUCCCAGACCCAGCCUUCCAGCUCGCCACCGAGGCCAAAGAACUGGUGGAGGGAGUACAGGCUCUCACUGAAGACCCAGAGUUGCUGAGUGAUUCGGAGAGACUCGUCGCUGAUGAGAGUGUGGCUGCAGGUGCAGAUUCACGGGCUAGGACGACCCUGUCCGGCGCUACAGCCAAAGAUAAGCGCCAUGUGUAGACCAGGAGAACAUUGGGAGAACGUCGGGAGAACUUGGGAGAACACCGUGGCUGGGGGACUGGGUCCAUGAACACUGUUGCUUGACUGACUGAACUUCAAACUCGAAUCCUUUAGACAGACAGACAAACUGUGAAGCUAUCCAGCGCGCUUUUAGAAAUGAUUAACAUCAACUCUUCCAACAUAUGUAUUGGUGGCCUGGGUGUGGGAACUGCUUCACCGAUUAACCACAUAAGUGUUAUCAAAGUCCUUUUCUGUUUUCUAUUACAGCUGUGUAUGUAUUUACAUUUCUGUUUCGAUGUUUUGCAUUUGGCUGAACAGCAGAGGAAAGGUGGAAUGAUGGUCAGGCAGACAUCUAGACACAGUGCAGCAUGGCACUAAGGUCUUGCUGUAGAACAAAAGCUUGUAGUGUGAUGCAUAUACAACACUCCUAACGUGACCUCCUUCUCUUGUCUCCUGAGUGUUUCUCGACCACUCCAUUUUGAUCAGUGGUUUUCAAGGAUACAAGGAGGCAAGACAAAGAAGCCAUGGUAGAGUAUUGGAGCUUAGCCUUGCUGUCUGUAGCGCUACAGCUAUUUUGCUGCAUUUGUGUAUGAGAACUUCAGGGUGAUUAGGAAGAUGUGCCCUCAUCCAAGCGUCUCAUCAUUUGAUAUGGUGUGCAUUUGUACAGAUGUCCCUACAAGAAGUGCUCUGACUAAAAUAUUUUGAAGAUUUUGUACUGGAAACACAUUUUUUUCUUUCAUUUGAGACAGAAAAAAGCUGUAGGACAUGCACCAUGACGAGAUGUUUGCAGUUGCUGUUAUAAACCUUGUAAAUCUUGCAGACCGAAACCCUCUUGUUCUACAUCCUCUGUCCAAAUUUGCUUUUUGGACCAACACAGACACACCCACUCCAGGCAGACAAAAACUAGUUUCUUUGACAGAUACUGUACCCAGCAGGACAAACUGUAGAGUUCUGUGAAUAUUCACUCAUUUCUGUUCCAUCAUGGCUCAUCUUCAUGAAGAUUGUACACAUGAUUGAAGGGUUGUAAGAAAUAAAGCAUAGGAAAGAAAGAAAAUUAUGAACUAUUUUUGUGUGGAAAUGUCCAUGUCAGAACCAUUUAGUGGUUAUGAAAAAGGGGUGAAGGAAAUGAAGUAGCCGACAGGAGGGAUACUGCUAGCUAGUGCUUGUCAAUCAUCCUUAUCUGUGGCAAACUGUCCCUGCAUGGUUCUGGUUUUCACCUUGUCUUCCACAUCCUAGGAUGAGAGGGGAUUUGAUGAGAUUUGGUUUACUGGAAUAAAAAUAAACAAAGCAAUACUUAUGUGUAAACAAGGCUGUAAGAUACAUGUUUGAAAGAAUUGAGAAAGGUCAGAGAUCCAUCUAACAUAACAAUGUAGACUAAAUGUGUAAGAUUUAUUUUGUUUAUAUUGAUAACUGCACAUGCUUUCAAGAAAUACUGACUUGUAGCCCUGUAAUUGAACUAGAUUGCAUCUUAUGUGUGGCCUCAUUAUCUUGAUUUUAUUGUUUUUAUUAAAGGAAUAACCUAAU